GGCACUCAUGACGUCAUACACAAGCUAUUGGGGACGGUAGAUAUUGGAGUGGCUACACUUUCUUGACUAUCUACGUCUACGGUGACUUUUAACUGAGAAAUUAACAUUGUGUGAUAAUACUAUACAUUUUGUGGUAAAGUUUUCGAUCGACCCGAAGAUCUUGAGUUGAAGAAACAUAUUGCCAAGCAAACAAAGAAGGUGUGUUGUUGAGUCUGUACUGGUGCUUCUGCGGCCAGCGCCAGUGGGCUGAGGGGAAGUGCAAGUGCCGUUUAAUAAACAGUGUACCGUAGUCUUCUCGAUUCUCCGCGCCGCCCGCUAUAAUUAAAAGACUUUCUCACGAAAUCAGUGUUUAACUGCAACUACGUUCAUUUAGCUUUAAAGCUGUGUCCUGCAUGCAGGCAUGUCUGUCACUCAGUGCUGAUGGCUUCAUCUUCACCAUAAUGACUUGGUGCACUGAGGAAUAGACAUGACAACUAGAGAAUUAAGGAAAUCACUGAAAGAGGAGGGCGGAGGUGAUGCUCUUCCUCUUUUGGCUCCAACGUCCAUUGCUGAGGAACAAGCUUUUCAGGAGCUGAGAAGGAAACAGGUGGCUCGGCGUAUCGAGGCAACUCGGACCGAGGGUGAUGUUAUUUUGGCAGAACGAGGCUACGGGGACGAGGAGGAUGUAGAGAAUCUGCUGAGAUUAUCCGCAAAAGAGAAGCGCAAGACAGCCCUGGUGUUCCAUGAUGCAUUCUUUCUGGUCCUGGACUACCUCCAGUUCUAUGCCGUGGUCCUGGCUAUCGCUUUGCGGUGGCCAUGGCCUUAUGCUUGGAUGCAGUACACCAGGUUCAUUCUGUUCGCGAAUCUUGAUAUCUGGGAAUUCAUCAAGUUGAAUACACCAAGCAUCUUUGAAUCCACGGUUGAUCGCUUCAUCUCAAGCUCCUUACUCCCUUUUGAUUAUCGCUUCCUGUUGCUGGCAUGGGGUAUUUUAAUCUUCCUUUUCAUCUCCGUCUUUAUCACCAUCUACCUUUGCAUGCAUUAUCAAAAGAAGUACAAUCUACUGCUGCAGGUAGCCAGGUUCAAGCGCACUUAUCUUUUCCUUGCACAAGUUCUUGUGAUGCCCGUUGGGGUUGCCUUAGGAAAGGUAUUCCAUUGCAACUCGGAGAACAAUAUGGAUGUCCACAAUGAAACACCCUGCGGGAGUGGAGAGCACAUUGCAUACAUGGCAGUGUCUUUGGCUAUCUUCUUUGGGAUGUUCAUAUUGUUGCCAGCUUGGAUGAUCGUGAAGGUCAAGUCUCAGAUUUUCAAUCUCAAGAAGAAUAGCCAUGAGUCCCAUCUCCAGCUGAAGGAAGCAGAGUAUGCUCACUCCCUGGACCUUAUCUGGGCUUUGAAACACUACCACAUGUUUUCAUCAUUCAAACUUUUCUGGACCUACUACUACCCCAUCAUGCAUUUCCUCAAGUUCAUCUUCAUCAUUGCCUAUUCUGCGAUGUUGUGGUUACCGACCUGGCAGAUGUUAGUCUUUACCAUCCCAGUCCUCCUGCUAUUUGCGAUCAUCAUCUUUAAGUGGCCUUUCCGAGUGACCAGCUUUAACUUUCAGCUUGCUAUUAACCUCCUCUGUAUGUUGGUCAUGUCCUUCAUGGGAUUCAUGCAGAACAUGGAUGGUGUUGACUCUGUGUUCUUUACUGUAACAUAUCUCUACAUUGAACUCCUUGUCAUCAAUGCCUGUUGGCUUGGCAUGACUGUCCUUUGGCUCAUCUACAUUGUUCUCCGCUACUAUGGCUGCCUCUGCAGAUCGAAAACCUUCUGGCCACAGCUCACAAGUAGCAGCCUGGAUAGCCUAGAGGAACACACCCGGAAAUACAUGCGAGCCAUCUUGUGUGGACGCAUCGUCCUGGAGCAGGCUCUUGCUUCUCCUCCGCUCUUCAGUCCCGCACAUGAGGUAGCCAGACAGAUCCAGAUUAUCAAUGCUUACUGCAGGGAAGCCGAGCUCCUUCAGGAUCCCAUCCAUGAUACCCUCUGGGAUCUCCUGGAUGAACUGAUUGAGGCUCAUAGUCGUAUCUCACAGACAUCACUGUUUGCAGAGUCGGUCAAGGCAUCCAUCAGGGAAACUGCAAAUGAGUUCAUGAAGAUCUUACCAGAAUUCAAGAAGAGACUGGCACAGAGGGAGUAUGACUUCUCGCUGAUGACAUCACAGAAGCGUCGCAUGCUUCUCAAAAUGUACACUUUAGGAGUGUUUGUGAAUGGCAGAGGAAUGAAAUCUAAACCCACUGCUACAAUUGAAGCCAUGGAGAAGCUCUACAACCCGCAAGUGUCAGUUGUCCUCAAGCACAGAGGAGUUGAAGGUGAUGACGGGCAUUACACUCCCGAGUAUGAUGACAGUCAUUUACCCGCUGGUCCUGCAGGCUAUAGGUUCAAGCAACGGCAGGCUCCAGCUAUCAUCAUGGAGGAGAACGAGGAGGAUGAGGAGGAAGAUGAAGGAUUGCUCCCUAUCUGGCUAAGACCACAAUCAUCUGCAUCGGUUAUAUCUGGUGUAUCGUCAAUUAAUGAUCGCGAUGAUGAUGACCUUGCAGCGUUGAUGUAUGGUAUUCCUAGUCGUAUGGGGACUGCUGCAUCCCUGGCCUACAGGUCUCAGAGUACUGGUUCCAUGCAAGGUAAGCCAUCUCGGGAGGGGUCUGUGGCAUCCCUCUCUAGACCACACCCAUCAUCAUCAUCAUCCUCCUCUCAUCACUCUUCUCGAGACUCCCUUCUCCCUGCGGCUCGUCUUGAUACCAACUUCCAGGACAUCCCAGAAGAGCUAUAAAGACAGGCAGUUGUCUCACAAUUUCUGGGUCUUUACUGGUUAAGCCCAUUAGGGUUGGGGUCUAUGGCACCCUUUUCAGACUACACCCAAUGCCAUCCCCUUCCCAUCACUCCACCCAUCAAACACUGUUCCCAGCCGCUUGUCUAGAUACUAACUUCCAGGACAUUCCGGAAGAGCUCUAAAGGCAUGCAUUUGCCUCAAUGUUUCCGGUUCUUGGUAAGCCCUCGGAGGGGGGGGGGGGGGCAAUGGCAUUCCUUUCAAGACCAAGCCCACCAGUAUCCACCCUCCACCAUCGGUCCUCUGAGAAUCACUGAUCCUCUCGACACCAGUUGUAAGUGAAGGUAAGAGUUGAGUGCUUCUAGCAGAUUAACAGGGCCUGAUGAUGUACAGUCAAAUCUGUAUAGUAAGGCCAACAAAGGGAAACAGACAGAGGCCUGUAUAGAUUCCUUUCAAAUGUGAGAAAAUUUGGUAGCCAGACUGGUUAUGGUAGACAGACUGGUUGCUGCUAAGACAGGUUUGAUUGUAUGUUUCUUUUUCAUAGUGUUAUAAAUCACAACAUAGUUACAGCUUUCAGUAAAAAAAAAUGCAUUGGGUUGUCGUAGGAGAGGUCAGGAUUUAUAAGAAAUGCCAGACAUUGCAAAAUUGGCUGUUGUACGAUGUAAAUUUUAAAAAAUAAGAAAUUGUAUAAUAAAGCAUAAUGCCAUUUCUUCAGAAUUCCAAUUUCAGAAUUUUCAGAAAUGAAGUAAUGUGAUACAGAUAGCAGUGUGAUUACACACACUGGAAGAUUUUUCUGGUACAUGCACAGUUAAACCAGCAUAUGGAAAAUGUUCGAACUAGAAAGUGUAGGUCACUUUGUAAAGUCAAUAUUUUACUUUCAUUUAUGAUCAAACUUCACUCAAAUUUCAUUAAUUUUGAUGAUUUAAAACACCCUAGAUAUUGUUGGCGAAAAAAUGCCUGAACUGUUUCGGGAAUGAAGAUUAUAUUUUCUUUAUAUCAUUCAUUCUAUUUAUCUGUAUCAUGUAGACAUGAAAAUAUGAGGCAAUUGCAAUUGUACCAUACACACAAUGUAUUUGAAAUGGUCUUUCACAAUAAUUCAUUAACAACUCAAUUACUCUAUAUUGAAUUGAAUAAAUCGAAAUAGAAUACAAUUUUGAUAGAAAUAUAUGGCAUUCAAAUAUGAUAGAGAAUCAAAUAUUUUUUCUCACUUGAAUUGUUCAAUGGCAUUGUAAUAUAUUUUCAUUUGUGUGCUGUGUUUGUAUUUUAUGUCAUUACGUUUGUUCUGCCUUAUUGAUUGUAGAUUCCAUUCCAGGUUAAAUGAUUAUGAAUCAUACUUUUCUGUAAAUACUUUGAAUAAAAUAUGUGCAGUUCUUUAUAUUCUAAUGAAGAUAAGUCUUUCAAAAUCUUACUAAUUUAUAUAUUUCAAAUUCAAUCAUAUACAUUUAGAUUUAUUGAACUGUAUAUUUUGAUAUUUUUUAUCUAUUGUGUGCCUUUCACCUGUAAUUACACAUACAUGUAUAUUUUUAACAAUGUUUUAAGAAAUUGUGAUUUUCAUAUUUUACUUCUAUCAGUACGGUAACUAACUAUACACCUUAAGACUGAAAUUUUGAUAUUUUGGCCCAUAUUCUGAAAUCUGGUGUAACUUGUGUUUUUAGCUAUGGAUAGGCAAAUGUGACAAUUGUUUUACAGUUGAUUUUCAAUUUAUCUGGAAGUGAUAAACAACAAUUUUCUUCACAAUUGAAGCAUGUGGAAGGAAUGCAGUAAAGACUUUAAACAUAGUGUAAGUAAAGUUUUGAUAUAUUUGGCCUCAUGAUUUUUGCACAGGCUUAGCACAUGUAGCUGAUUAAAGUUUAACCAGAGUUCAGAAUACAGGCCUUCAUUUUCCAAUAUUAAUUUUUAUAACCUUUCUAUUGAUUUUGUAAAAGAAAAUCUUAACCUUUUU
Messenger RNA from Lytechinus pictus (painted urchin), 4721 nucleotides. RefSeq lists its product as uncharacterized. Bases 467 to 2782 code for a protein of 771 amino acids. Lineage: Eukaryota; Metazoa; Echinodermata; Echinoidea; Temnopleuroida; Toxopneustidae. The record is from RefSeq and is a predicted model, not a curated record. The transcript has 7 exons.